Musa acuminata subsp. malaccensis (wild Malaysian banana) is the source of this 3038-nucleotide messenger RNA. Its product is annotated as extra-large guanine nucleotide-binding protein 1. The record is from RefSeq and is a predicted model, not a curated record. Lineage: Eukaryota; Viridiplantae; Streptophyta; Magnoliopsida; Zingiberales; Musaceae. Gene Ontology annotation, biological process: G protein-coupled receptor signaling pathway. Gene Ontology annotation, molecular function: GTPase activity; G-protein beta/gamma-subunit complex binding; guanyl nucleotide binding.
UCCACACUCGCGCGUGCUUCCAAGGACGCGACCUUUUUGCCCUUUCUUCUUUUCUCUUUAUCGGGGAUCAGAAUAGGAAUAGGGCUUGCUUCCCGUGUCAUGCCCCCCUCGCCUCCCGAUUGGUAAAGCUUCUCGCUUGUUUCCUUCCGCCUCCGCCAUGAACCGCCUUCUGACGGUGGUAGCGGAGGCCGCCGACUACUCCUUCGCCGUCGAGUACAAUGGCCCCCCGCUCCCCUACGAGAUCCCCCGCGCCGUUCCCAUCGACGUCAACCGCAUCCCUCUCGCCGCCGUCGCCCCGCCCUCCGCCGUCCUCUCCGACCUCCCCGUCGUCCACCCCCUCCCCUCCCCUUUCAAGAAGCCGCCGCCGCCGCUCCCUGCGCCGACGCUGAUCCCGCCGCUCCCCGCCGCGUCCCCGACCUCCGUCAUCGAGAACCACGACGACAUGGACGGCCCUGACGCCGAUGUUUCCGGCGCGCUGGGCUCCUCCGGCUUCCCCGACAUCUCCACGGAGCUCUCGGAGGUCGUGGAGAGCUCCGGCGCAGUCGGGUUCUCCGACGAUCUCGGUUACGACGCGACUUCCUCGAACGAGAUGGUGCCGAACCGGCUCUCGACCGAGUCGGCCCUCAGCUCGGAGUUGAGCUUCCGGUCGUCCGCCUCCGGCGACGAGGACGAGGACGAGGCCGUCGCUACCCAUGCGAAGAAGGCGCUGCUCGUGACCUUCCAAGAAUCCGGCCAGUCCAUGUCGCCGGCGAUAGGACUCACUCCUCGUACGAGGUCGGAGGAACUGGAAAUGCCGAUAAAAAAGGGAGCUUGCUAUAGGUGCCUGAAAGGAAGCCGUUUCACGGAGAAAGAGUCCUGCUUGGCCUGCGACGCAAGGUACUGCAGCGGAUGCGUGUUGAGGGUCAUGGGCUCCAUGCCCGAAGGGAGGAAGUGCGUUUCUUGCAUUGGUUAUCCGAUACUGGAGUCAAAUAGGGAGAGACUGGGGAAGAGCUCCCGGGUCUUAAAGAGGUUACUGAGCUCUCGGGAAGUGCAGCUGGUGAUGAAGGCCGAGAAGGACUGCGAGACAAACCAAUUGAGACCGGAAGAUAUUUGUGUUAACGGGAAGAAGCUCACCCUGGAGGAGAUGGUCCUGUUGAAAAGCUGUUCUUGUCCUCCUAAGCUGAAGCCUGGAUUGUAUUGGUACGACAAGGUCUCUGGUUACUGGGGAAAGGAAGGGCACAAGCCCGACAGAAUCAUUACUCCACACCUUAAUGUUGGGGGUACUUUAAUGCCAAAUGCAAGCAAUGGAAACACUGGAAUCCUGAUAAAUGGUCGGGAAAUUACUAAAAUUGAGCUGCAGAUGCUGAAGUGGGCAGGAGUCCAUUGUGCUGGGAGUCCUCAUUUUUGGCUGAAUGCUGAUGGGACAUACCUGGAGGAAGGACAGAAGAAUAUAAAAGGACAGAUUUGGGGAAAGCCUAUUAUGAAGCUGCUCUGCCCUGUUCUUGCAUUGCCAUUUCCUAGUAAGGUUGCAAAUCCUUCUGGAGAAGAGGUAAAUAAGUUGUUCAACAGAGCUGUUUCUGAGUGCUUUGAUGUAAAAGCACUCCAGAAGAUUUUGUUGGUUGGACACCAUGGAUCAGGGACGGGUACAAUUUUCAAACAGGCUAAAUUCUUGUAUAGAAGUGUUCCUUUCACGGAGGAUGAGCGUCAAGACAUUAAGCUCAUGAUACAAACAAGCAUAUACAACUACCUUCUCAUAUUGCUUGAGGGGCGUGAAUGGUUUGAAGAGGAGAGUUUGAAUGAGCAAAGAGAAAACCAGCAACUAGAUUCUUCAGGAGAUGACAUAUCAGACAAACAGAAAAAAGCCACUGAAUUCUCUCUCAGUCCACAGCUGAAAGCAUUUUCUGAUUGUCUUCUUAAAGUUGUGGCUUCUGGCAAACUUGAAGAUUUCUUCCCAAAUGCGCCACUCGUAGAGGAGUUGUGGAAUGAUUCUGCUAUUCAAGCGACAUACAAGCGGUUAAAUGAACUUCAGUCGCUCCCUAGCAUAGCCAGUUACUUCUUAAAGCAGGUUGUUGAUAUAUCCAGAAUCGAGUAUGUGCCUUCUGAUAUUCAUAUUCUCUAUGCUGAUGGAAUAACUUCCUCCGAUGGUCUAGCAUGUACGGAGUUCCAUUUUCCACCGUUGGCUUGUGCUGGAAGUAGUAUUGAUGAUGAUGAUCGACAGGAGACAAUGUUUAGGUAUCAGCUCAUCAGAGUCCACAGCAAAGGCCUUGGGGAGAAUUGCAAAUGGCUAGACAUGUUUGACGAUGUCCAGAUCGUGGUUUUCUGUGUUGCUAUAACUGACUAUGACGAAUACUAUGAAGAUUCGAAUGGGGUAGUCAUGAACAAGAUGAUGGAGAGCAGAAGGCUCUUCGAGUGCAUCGCCAGUCAUCCGACCUUCGAGCAGAAAGAUUUUCUUCUGAUCCUCAGUAAAUUCGAUCUGCUUGAGCAGAAGAUAGACAUGUCUCCUCUAACCUCGUGUGAAUGGUUCGACGACUACAGUCCUGUAGUAAGUCGACAUCCACAGAGCAAAACCAGCCGUGGUGUCCCCAUUGGUGCCACCAAGGCCCAGCAAGCCUUUCAAUACAUUGCUGUGAAAUUCAAGAGGUUAUUCUUUUUGAUGACGAGGAGGAAACUCUAUGUGGUUCAGGCAAACGGUUUAGAUUCAGAUUCCGUCGACGCAGCACUUCGAUACUCAAGGGAGAUCAUCAAGUGGGAAGAAGAUAGGUUUGUGGGUGGCACCCUUGAAUCAAUGUAUAGCACAGAGCCAAGCUCCUUCUCUCAGUGACAUCUUCAGGAAGAAACAGCUGUAAAUAUAUAGCCUUCUCUUUUUCUUUUUCUUUUUUCAUUGUUGCCUUCAUCUAAAAUGUCAUCCAUGUUGUGUGUAUCCAUUAUUUGUAAUAGCUCAGUGCAAGAAAUAGGUUCUUUGUGUAUGUCCAUUAGAAGAUUCAACCACCUUGUUAGUGAUCUGUACAUUGGUGGGCGGCUAUGCAAAUAAGCUUCCUGAUGAAGUGUUUCAGAGUAAA